AUGUCACGCCGCCACGAGCAGAUUGCUGAGGCAUUUGAUCACACAUUUCAGUGGAUCCUUCAGGGCGAUCAAGACGAUGUCAACACAACGGAGGGAGCUCAAGUCAACGAUCUGGUAUCACUACAACGAGCAACUAGAACUAAUUUUAUCUCAUGGCUCCGCAGUGGUAGUGGUAUCUUUUGGAUCGAUGGAAAGGCGGGAUCAGGCAAAAGUACUCUUAUGAAGCUGAUUUUCCACAGUCCAGAGACGCGUGUGCAUCUUCGUCAUUGGUCAGGCAGUUGUGAUCUGUUCGUUGGACACUUUCACUUCUUCGAUCGUGGAAGUUCACUCGAGAAGAGCCAGGAAGGACUCAUUCGACAUCUCCUCUAUCAAAUAUUUGAACGAUACCCUCAUCUAAUGAACGAAGUCUAUAAGUCACACUGGGACAGACUUCGAGGCGCCGGCCGCGCCUAUUUGAGAACGGAUCCCACAGCGAAGUAUCUCUAUGAGGCUAUUCUAACGAGGUCGGAAUUAGUUGCAGCUCUCCAAGCGGUUCUUUUCAGCACCAUUGGAAAAGUGAGAAUCUGCUUCCUUAUCGAUGGACUGGAUGAGUUCAAUGGCACUGAUAGAGAAGUCCUCGAGCUAAUGGCGCAAUUAGAAAGUAUGUAUGCUAAAUCUGCCACAUGGCACAAGAUUUGCGUCUCAAGCAGGCCUCAUAUAGCCUUUGAAGCGGCAUUCAGAAAACGACCCAGCCUUAGGAUGCAGGAUUUGACAAAAAAUGAUAUCUACCAUUACGUCAAUAGCCGCCUAAGAUCACAGGAUCUACCCAUAGACCAUCUGGCUCCAGAAGAUCUCGUCCGUUUCGAGACACUUGUUGAUGAUAUUGUCGAGAAAGCACGAGGGGUUUUUCUCUGGGUCCACCUUGCCGUCAUGUCUCUUCUACAUGGAUUAGACCAAUCUGACUGGAUGCAUGAGCUAGAAGCCCGAGUCAGAGGUCUACCACCGGAGCUCGAUACAUUCUAUGACAGAAUGGUCAACUUGAUCGAUCCUGGUUAUCGUUACCAAGCCGCUCGAAUAUUUCGAAUCAUGCUUGAUUCUCCCGAUCCCCCUCAUCCUUUGAUUCUAUCUUUCCUGGAGAACAACAACGAUGAUAUAGACCGGCAUCCGCGAGAAGCAUUUUCAUACAAAGCCUUGAAUGCUCGUGGGAAACAUAUGGAGCAGCGAUUAAGGAGUCGCUUUUGGGGACUUAUUGAGAUUUCCCGGCAGACAACGUCGAUAGCCGACUGGUCAAAGUCUACGACAGCCGACUGGACAAAGUUUAACGCGCUGUUCUUCCACCAAACUGUUCGCGACUACUUCAAACGCCCAGAGCCUUGGAAGAUGAUGCUGGAUGGUAUGACCGUUUCUUGGUGCAGUAUGGAAUAA
Molecule: messenger RNA, 1404 nt
Organism: Exophiala bonariae
Lineage: Eukaryota; Fungi; Ascomycota; Eurotiomycetes; Chaetothyriales; Herpotrichiellaceae
Exons: 1
Coding region: 1-1404 (467 amino acids)
Source: RefSeq, a predicted model, not a curated record